Oncorhynchus gorbuscha (pink salmon) is the source of this 2817-nucleotide messenger RNA. Its product is annotated as zinc finger and BTB domain-containing protein 16-A-like. Gene Ontology annotation, molecular function: protein binding. Lineage: Eukaryota; Metazoa; Chordata; Actinopteri; Salmoniformes; Salmonidae. The coding region runs from base 1 to 2061 and encodes 686 amino acids. The record is from RefSeq and is a predicted model, not a curated record. Gene Ontology annotation, biological process: regulation of cytokine production; regulation of immune system process; negative regulation of transcription by RNA polymerase II. The transcript is spliced from 7 exons.
AUGGGUCAGUGGUCACUGAAGACUUAUAGACACACUGAAGGUGGGAUAGAACACACCUCAUGCGUGGGCUCAGAGAGGGUCCGAGGCUGUACGGAUCAUCUGACUAACAUGGGUGUUCUUCAGCUCCACAACCCCACCCUCCCCGCCACGCUCCUGCACAGGGCCAAUCAUAUGCGUCUGUCGGGAACGCUGUGUGACGUAAUCAUCACGGUGGAUGGCCAGGAGUUCCCGGCCCACCGCACCGUCCUGGCCUGCACCAGCAAGAUGUUUGAGAUUUUAUUCCACCGCAGCAGCCUGCGCUAUGCACUCGAUUUCCUCUCCCCCAAGACCUUCCAGCAGAUCCUGGAGUAUGCCUACACGGCCUCCCUGCAGGCCACGGCCGAGGACCUGGAUGACCUGCUGUACGCUGCUGAGAUCCUGGAGAUAGAGUACCUGGAGGAGCAGUGCCUCAAGGUCCUGGAGACCAUCCAGUCAGAGGAGAAGCAGGACCACCUGAGUCUGAGUGGGAGGAACCAUGGGUCUGGAGAGAGUGAACAAAGCAGGGCAAGGCACUGGAGGAACAUGCUAAUCUCCAAGAAGCAUUCCAUGCAGGAGGGUGGUAUCAACCCCACCGCCCUGCACCACCUGGCACUGUACCACAUGACUGACAGGAGUCCCUCUGGGCCAGGGGGACUACCUAUGGGGCUCCCUGUAGCCAGCCCAACACAAGAUGGAGGGGUUAGUCUGGAGGGCCUGGGUCAGUCUCCACUGCAGUACAGCCUCAAUGGAGCCCAGGAGCCAUUCCUGCCUCUGGCUAAGAGGAUAAAGACAGAGGACAAUAACAUGCAGGUGGAUGAAGCCAAUGGCUACGAGGGCCGGUCCAACAGAGGAGGGGAGGGGGGCUGUGAGUCGGACCAGCCAAGAGAAGAGGGCCCGGGGACCCCCCAAAGAGGCAGUGUCAUCACAUCUGCUAGAGAGCAGCACUCGGGCCAAGAGGAGGGGGGCAUAGUGGGGAACAACUCUCAUCUGGACAGUUUCCCUGGGCUGGCUGAGAAACACCUGGCCUCCCUCUACUCCUCCAUGCCCUCCAACCACAUAGGGGAGUUGGGGCUGCCUAUGCCCAUGUCGGUGGCCCCUUCCCUGGCCAUGUCCCUGGACCUGAGGGCCUAUGGGGGGCUCCUGAACCAGGGCCUGCUCCACAGGGAGAUCCUCAGCAGGCUGGGACAGUUUGCAGCAGGGAUGAGGCGGGAGGGCCAGAGUCAGACUCAGAGCAGUGGGGACUGUGGUCUCCAGCUGCACGACAGAGAGGUCAUGGAGCAACACAGGAAGCUGCACAGUGAAGGAGAGAAGGAACACGGCUGUGAGUUUUGUGGCAAACACUUCAUGGACAGUGUACGGCUCAGGAUGCACAUGCUCUCUCACUCAGCUGGAGCUGAGGCCCUGGUGUGUGAUCAGUGUGGAGCUACAUUCUCUGCUGAAGAUGCUCUGGAGGCCCACAGACAGACACACACAGGGACAGACAUGGCAGUGUUCUGUCUGCUCUGUGCCAAGCGGUUCCAGACCCAGAAGGCUCUGCAGCAGCACAUGGAGGUUCAUGCAGGGAUGCACAGCUACAUCUGCAGCCACUGUGACCACCCCUUCCCCAGCCACACCACCCUCAAACGCCACCUGCGCUCACACACAGGUGACCACCCGUUUGAGUGCGAGUUCUGUGGGAGCUGUUUCCGGGACGAUGGCAUGUUGAGGGGACACAAACGUAUCCACACGGGAGAGAAGCCUUACGAGUGUAACGGCUGUGGCAAAAGGUUCAGCCUCAAGCAUCAGCUGGAGACCCACUACCGCGUACACACAGGCGAGAAACCAUUUGAGUGCAAGAUCUGUCACCAGCGAUCCAGAGACUACUCUGCCAUGAUCAAGCACCUGCGCACCCACAACGGAGCAUCGCCCUACCAGUGUACCAUCUGCCAGGACUUCUGCCCCAGCCUGGCAGCCAUGCAGAAACACAUGAAGAGCCACAGACCCGAGGAUGUGCCCCCGGACUGGAGGAUAGAGAAGACCUACCUGUACGUAUGCUACGUCUGAGCAGGUCUUAGACACUAAGACACACUAUCCUAGGAGUGGACAGGUUUUUCAUCGUAUUCUUUCCUCUAAAGAAGAGUAAGUUGAUCAUUUCUGUGGUUUGAUUGGUUUUAUCACUGCGUAUGUGUUGAAGACUGAAAGACUACUGGUCAGGUUACCACAGCAGUGAAAGUGUUAUCUGUUAUUACAUCAAACCUGCGUAUGUGUUGAAGACUGAAAGACUACUGGUCAGGUUACCACAGCAGUGAAAGUGUUAUCUGUUAUUACAUCAAACCUGCGUAUGUGUUGAAGACUGAAAGACUACUGGUCAGGUUACCACAGCAGUGAAAGUGUUAUCUGUUAUUACAUCAAACCUGCGUAUGUGUUGAAGACUGAAAGACGACUGGUCAGGUUACCACAGCAGUGAAAGUGUUAUCUGUUAUUACAUCAAACCUGCGUAUGUGUUGAAGACUGAAAGACUACUGGUCAGGUUACCACAGCAGUGAAAGUGUUAUCUGUUAUUACAUCAAACCUGCGUAUGUGUUGAAGACUGGAAGACUACUGGUCAGGUUACCACAGCAGUGAAAGUGUUAUCUGUUAUUACAUCAAACCUGCGUAUGUGUUGAAGACUGAAAGACUACUGGUCAGGUUACCACAGCAGUGAAAGUGUUAUCUGUUAUUACAUCAAACCUGCGUAUGUGUUGAAGACUGAAAGACUACUGGUCAGGUUACCACAGCAGUGAAAGUGUUAUCUGUUAUUACAUCAAACCUGCGUAUGUG